AUGGAGCAGCCAGAGUAUCGAGCCGGCAUGGAUGGAGUAUUAACCUGUAUAGAGGUAGAGGAGAAGUACAUACCAGAAAUUAUCGAGGAGUUCCUUGAUAUUCUCCCUGAUGAGUUGUCGAGUCUGCCACCAGAUAGAGAUAUAGAGUUCAUCAUCAAUCUUAUUCUACGGGUUGCACCUAUUUCAAAACCACCUUACUGGAUGUUGAUAGCAGAUUUUGAGGAAUUGUGUAAGCAAGUCCUAGAGAAAUUUAUAAAGGAUUUCACUAAGAUUGCCGAACCACUUACUAGGCUGACUCGAAAGGAGGUCAAGUUUGUGUGGACUCAAGACUGUCAAGCAGCAUUUGAGGGGUUGAAGAAGAAGUUGACGACAUCACCAGUUUUGAUAAUUCUGGAUGAGUCAGGAGGAUUUAUAGUGCACACAGAUGCUUCUGGUUUGGGUUUAGCUUGUGUUCUGAUGUAA
This is a messenger RNA of Asparagus officinalis (garden asparagus), 462 nucleotides long. RefSeq lists its product as uncharacterized. NCBI's taxonomy places the organism in Eukaryota, Viridiplantae, Streptophyta, Magnoliopsida, Asparagales, Asparagaceae. The coding region runs from base 1 to 462 and encodes 153 amino acids. The record is from RefSeq and is a predicted model, not a curated record. The transcript has 2 exons.